This is a messenger RNA of Sceloporus undulatus (fence lizard), 3769 nucleotides long. RefSeq names its product phospholipase C delta 4 (gene PLCD4). The record is from RefSeq and is a predicted model, not a curated record. The transcript is spliced from 17 exons. NCBI's taxonomy places the organism in Eukaryota, Metazoa, Chordata, Lepidosauria, Squamata, Phrynosomatidae. Gene Ontology annotation, molecular function: calcium ion binding; phosphatidylinositol-4,5-bisphosphate phospholipase C activity. Gene Ontology annotation, biological process: lipid metabolic process; intracellular signal transduction. The coding region runs from base 305 to 2683 and encodes 792 amino acids.
GUAGCUGAGUGCCAACAGCAUGAAGUGAUAAGGCAAAGCCAGAGUAUCCAAAACAAGAGCUGCCAUGGUGCCUCAAGACAUGGAGAUACUUUAAAACAGCAUGUCCUGAAACCUGGGAUCCUCUGUCCACCGGCCUACCUGUUCGUUGAUACCUGAAAGUACUUCCCUAAUCGCACUCGAUGACUGAUGAUGGAUACUCCCAGCCAUAUGAAUGUGUGUCAGUUUAUUAUGUGAAAUAAAUGACAUUGCAUCAUCUUAAAGAGAUUCUGGUUGGUAACAGUUGUGCCAACACAAGAAAAGAACCAUGACUUUAGUACUUGGUUCCCGAGCUGAUAUGACGUGUGUUCCAUUCUGGGUUGAUUUCACCCACUUCAUGAUUUGGGAUGCUAUCCCAUUUUUCUACUGCUCAGGUAUUCAACUGGAUGAGAACCUUGAACAGAUGCAACAGGGGACAAUGAUGCGCAAGGUCAAAUCUAAGAACUGGAAAAAACAACGGUUCUUCCUGUUGAAGGAUGACUGCAUGACUGUUUGGUACAAAUCCAAGAUGUCUGGCAAUGCCAAAUCUGCAUUCUCAGUGAGUGAUGUGGAGACGGUGCGUGAGGGGCACCAGUCAGAGGUACUGCAAAGUCUAGCUGAGGAAUUCCCAGCGGAGUGCUGUUUCACAGUUGUCUUCCAUGGGCGUCGUAACAACCUGGACCUAAUUGCUGGCUCAGCAGAGGAAGCUCAGUGUUGGAUCCAAGGCCUGCAGCGCCUUGUGGAGAUUGUCACUAACAUGGAUCAGAGGGAGAAGAUAGAUCAAUGGAUCUGUGACUGGUUCCAGAAAGCUGAUAAAGACAAGGAUGGACGCAUGAACUUCAAGGAGGUGCAGCACUUGCUUAGGAUGAUGAAUGUGGAUAUGAAUGAGGAUCAUGCCUACCGGCUAUUCCAGAUGGCUGACAAAUCUGAAACAGGAACACUAGAGGGAGAGGAGUUUGUGCUGUUCUACAAGGCACUGACUCAACGGGAUGAGGUGCUUGAAAUCUUCCAGGAGUACUCUGAAGAUGGCAAGAAGCUGACACUGUUGGAGUUUGUGGACUUCCUACAGCAAGAGCAGAUGGAGAGCAAUGGCACCGAUGAGCUUGCCAUGGAACUGAUUGACAGAUAUGAGCCAUCUGAGACAGCCAAAGCUCGCCAUGUUCUGAGCACGGACGGAUUCCUCAUGUAUCUGUGCUCGCCAGAUGGCUCCAUCUUCAACCCUGAGCACAGGAAGGUCUACCAGGAUAUGUCUCAGCCCCUCUGCCAUUAUUUUAUCUCCUCCUCUCACAACACAUACCUGAUGGAGGACCAGCUACGAGGACAGAGCAGCGUUGAGGGAUAUAUCAGGGCUCUGAAACGGGGCUGCCGCUGUCUAGAGGUAGACUGUUGGGAUGGGUCUAAUGGGGAGCCCAUUGUCUACCAUGGCCAUACCUUCACCUCUAAGAUCCUUUUUCGGGAAGUUGUGACAACCCUUGAGAAAUAUGCAUUCCGGGCUUCUGAAUACCCUGUUAUCCUAUCUAUCGAAAACCACUGCAGUAUAGAGCAGCAGGACAUCAUGGCACAACAGCUGAAAGGAAUUCUGGGAGAGCAACUCCUCCUCAACACUAUUGAUGGGCGAGUCCCCAUGCAGCUACCUUCACCUGAGGAGCUGAAAGGAAAGAUUAUUCUGAAGGGGAAGAAGAUUGGUUACCUGGAGGAUUCUCUGAAUGAGCAGCCAGAUGAGAUGCCAGAGCAGGAAUAUGGUGAGGAGGAGGCGGUGGAGGAAGAGGAGGGAGCAGAUCCAGAGGAAGAAGCCCUGCGCAAUGAAGACAAGAGGAAAGAGAAGAAAACGAAGCAAUCUCUCUCCAAGGAGCUAUCCGACUGCAUCAUCUACUGCAAGAGUGUCCCGUUCUGCAGCUUCCAGCACUCUCGUAGCCACUACAAGCCUUAUGAAAUGUCCUCCUUUGCUGAAUCCAAAACCAGAAAGCUCAUCCGUGAGGCUGGGAAUGACUUUGUGCGCCAUAAUGCCUGGCAGUUGACACGCAUCUUUCCCAGUGGCCUGCGAACUGACUCCUCCAAUUACAACCCUCAGAUUAUGUGGAAUGUGGGAUGCCAGAUGGUGGCCUUGAAUUUUCAAACAGCUGGUACAGAGAUGGACCUGUAUGAUGGGCUCUUCAGCCAAAAUGGUGGCUGUGGUUAUGUGUUGAAGCCAAGCUUCAUGAGGGAGUCAGAAACAACUUUCAGUCCUGAGAACCCCCAAAGCAGCAGUGACAGAAGUCCACUGAACUUAGUCAUUAAGGUUAUUAGUGGGCAGCAGCUCCCCAAGAUGCCCAACAGCAAAGAAGGUUCCAUUGUAGAUCCUCUAGUGAGGGUGGAGAUCCAUGGAGUCCCAGGUGACAAUGCCAAGCAAGAGACGAAAUAUAUUGAUAACAAUGGAUUUAACCCACAAUGGGGUGAGAUCUUUCAGUUCCAAGUAUGGGUACCAGAGCUGUCACUUUUGCGCUUUGUGGUGGAGGAUUAUGACAAGGCAUCACGGAAUGAUUUUGUUGGGCAGUACACACUACCUCUUACUAGUGUCAAACCAGGAUACCGCCACAUCCACCUUCUUUCAAAGGAUGGUACAGGGAUCCCACCAGCCUCAAUCUUCGUCCACAUCCGCCUUGGGGAGUUGUCAACUGAGAGCAAGUGAAUCCCACUGCCACAUCUCAAAAUGUAUCUCCUCCCUCUCUCCAUCCCAUUGUAGUUUGAAGAAUGUGGGUGUCUGAACGAACCUCAUGGGAGGAUGCUAUAUCACACCAUCUCUCUCUGUUCCUAUGCAGAACUGGAGUGGACAGAAAUGCUAUUUUGCACUACUGGAAUACUUACUUUAAAAAAAAUAAUUUUGUAUAAUUUUGCUGCUAUAUUAUUUUUAUUAGUUAAAUUAUUCUUGUUUGCAUGGAGUCUAGCCCUAGGUCUGUCAAUCCAUAUGGUUCUGUAACAAAAUCUACCUCCAUUGUGUACAGGAGAUAGACCACUAGCAGCUUCACCUGGAUAUAGAACCUACCCCAAGGUGGAAUGAAUUUCCUUCAGUGUUGCCCAUCAGUCAUGCAGUUCCAAAGGGCAUUUUCCACCUGUCCUCUAGGCUAUCUAGAGAUAUCUUCUAGGCCUCAUAAGGGCAAGAAAGUAAGUCUGGCUGGCUGGCUGCUAUUUCUAAAGCUUGAUCAGACACUAAAAGAUUAUGCUGUACUUACGUUUGACAAUACCUGAAAGAAAAUGCACAGGACCUCAGCUGCAGCUUUUGUAGCAACAUCUUUGGAGAGAUUUCUCUUCACCGCCUCAACCCACUUCCUUUAUUCUUUUUUGGGGGGUUGGUGGGUUUUUUGUUUUGUUUUGUUUUUUGUUUGUUUGUUUUGUUUUGUUUUUUGGUCUUGUAGACCAGAAGAGACAGGAGAGAGAGAAAUAUUGGAUUGGUUCUUUUCCUUGCAAACUGCAGAUGAAAUUGGGAAGGUCUUGCUACAUUCCUUUCACUACAGAUGAAUAUACAGUUGUUUUCUUUGCCUCUUAUCCUACUAGUGAGCAGCUAACAGUGAAUUCACAUAUGCAUGCUGAGCAUGAUGCCAUACAUGUAGGAUACAAACAUUAUAUAUCCAAUGAUACCCACAAGUAACUAACAAUAUUUCUCCUGUAGAGACAGUUUACAUCUUCCGUUCAAAGUCAUUAAGUGAUAUCUGAUCUCUCUCUCUCUCUCUCUGUAUGUGCCUUCAAGUCGCCUGUUGACUUAUGGCAACUCCAAGAA